AUGAUACUUGGAGAUGAUAAUGAAAGUUCUGAUGAAAAUGAUAAAAAUGAAGUUGAUAAUUACUUAAAAAUGAAAUCCAAUAGAAAAAUUAUGCCUUUAAUUUGGUGGGAAAAUAACAAAACAAAAUUUCCUUUUUUAAGUCAAUUAGCUAAAGAAUAUUUAGAAAUAACAGUAACAUCAAUUUCUAAUGAAUGUUUGUUUUCAGCUGUAGUUGAAUUUUGA
Funneliformis geosporum is the source of this 222-nucleotide messenger RNA. Lineage: Eukaryota; Fungi; Glomeromycota; Glomeromycetes; Glomerales; Glomeraceae. The record is from the annotation of a GenBank genome assembly.